This is a messenger RNA of Cryphonectria parasitica EP155, 876 nucleotides long. RefSeq lists its product as uncharacterized. The transcript has 3 exons. The record is from RefSeq and is a predicted model, not a curated record. Bases 1 to 876 code for a protein of 291 amino acids. NCBI's taxonomy places the organism in Eukaryota, Fungi, Ascomycota, Sordariomycetes, Diaporthales, Cryphonectriaceae.
AUGGCUUCCAUAGGACAAGAGAUUGAUUCAUCCAUAAGUGAGAGUAAUAUUCUCCAGUAUGGACGCCGUAGCCCAAAGCCAGCGGCAAAGACUCCGGACCAAAAUGAGCUCCUGCGCCCAUCAUCUCACCCGGAAACAGAUGAGCCGGGAUCUACCAGUGCUGAGACAGAAUAUCAGCACGGCGAUCAUGCCAAGCCGGUUUCUAAACGUUCUACGAGAGGCGCUACAGAAUCAUACAGCCAAGAUACAACCCCAGGCACGAGCAGCGGCAGCAGAGCAGCAUCGGCGCUAGUCCAUCAGCCAGAGGAUCCUCCUUCUUCAUCACUUGCGAGUAGGUUUCUUUGGGAGCGUAACGAGCGGGCUCCGAAGACCAAUAUCGCCAAAUCCUACAGGGGAGCUAAGCAAAAGCCGAUGGGCACCCGGGGAAGCAGAGGAUCAGAAAGAACAUCACAACUAAGCGGAAAGCACGAGAGCGACGACCUACAGCUGAACAAUGAGGAUAUUAUGUCGGAAAAUUUCUCAAUGCCUGAUAUGGAAGCUCGAGAUUCAGAUGAUUCAGAUGAUCUACGCGACUCGGAAAAUAGCUCUUCCUCGGAUGAGGACGACAAUGCAAGUAUCUAUAUCAAGUUUCGCGAUCCCGAUACUAUAGAUUCAAAGGGCCGUUUCCUAAGUCCGAUUGCGGAAUCCGUAUGGGGUAGUAUGAAAGCACGGAUGGAAGAGUAUUGGAGCCCGAUCGGGCCAAGCACUCCCAAGAGAGGUGCGACCGCCUCAGGAACGGGCAUAUCUGCUAGCUUUUGCAGUCCGACAAGGAUGGGAAUCAGAGAAACCUCAAGCUCGUGCACAAUCAUUGCGCAUCUCUCAACGAUUCAAGCUUGA